GGAAGCUGCAGCGGCUCGUGUGUUACACGGUGUCGGUGUACGGCGUUUAUUCGGGGCGGAUCGGGAGAGCUGCCAGUGUGGAAGCAUUUCUGGAACAAGGAGCUCCCUCUGAGGCGCCCUCUGUCAGUCUUGUUGGGGUUCCUGGUCGUAACGAGGCAAACCUGGUCUGGACUGAGGUUCUACCUGAGAGACGACAAGGAUUCAUUACCAACUACACCGUCUACUACCGAACGGGGACUGAAGUCAAAGCUGUAACAGUCCCAGGUAACUCCUCCUCCUGCACGCUGACCUCUCUGUUACCUGACUCCACCUAUGACAUCUGGAUCAAAGCUUCCACCGUCGCAGGCUCCACCUCCGGGUUCAUCCAUUCCUUCACCACGCAGAAAUACGCUCCUGGAGAGAUAGAGGGCAUUGUCGUGGCAGUCAGUUUGGGCUUCCUGUUUGUCUUCCUGAUGACCGUCCUGCUCUGCUUCUACAAGAAAGAUGUGAUCAAGGAGAACUUCUGGCCUCAAAUCCCCGACCCGGGAGAGAGCACCAUUGGGACCUGGUCUCCAGAUUAUCCUCUGAAGGCGGAGCCUCCUAGAGAGAGCUGUUUGUCAGGGGUCAGCGUGCUGGACGUGGACAGGUGUGAGGGGCGGAGCCUGUUUGAAGAAGAGAAGGAGGGACUUCCUCUGAAGAAGGACAAGUUCCUGUCUGAGGAGCACAGCAGCGGCAUCGGAGGCUCUUCCUGCAUGUCGUCUCCUCGUCAGAGCGUCUCUGACAGCGACGAGGGCGGAGACAUGGCCGACACCACCGCCAGCACUGUGCAGUACUCCUCUGUAGUCGCCUCCAAUGGGUACAAAGGUCAGACCCCCACCCAGCCUCCACCCACCCUCUUCUCCCGCUCUGAGUCCACACAGCCCCUGCUAGACUCAGAAGAAAACCUGGACACCACGCUACAGGAGGGCAGCAGACUGUCACAGCGCUGCAGUCAGUCUGCGGGGGGCGAUCAGGACCCCCGUCUGCAGGGGGUGAAGCAAGGGGAGGAGCUUCAGUCUCUGGACUUCUGCCCUCUGCAGGAGGACUCAGAGAACAACUCGCCUUGUGACGACCAAUCAGCUGCUCCCACCUCCAGCUACAUGCCUCAGCUGGGUGGGUACAGGCCUCAGUGAGGGGAAGGGGCCUCAGUGAGCUGCCUUUUAUUCAUGUCACAUGAUCAUUUCAGACUAUAAAGACUGCACCUGUGUGUGUACAUGUAU
This is a messenger RNA of Labrus bergylta (ballan wrasse), 1238 nucleotides long. Lineage: Eukaryota; Metazoa; Chordata; Actinopteri; Labriformes; Labridae. The record is from RefSeq and is a predicted model, not a curated record.